[Torrubiella] hemipterigena is the source of this 1905-nucleotide messenger RNA. The record is from the annotation of a GenBank genome assembly. NCBI's taxonomy places the organism in Eukaryota, Fungi, Ascomycota, Sordariomycetes, Hypocreales, Clavicipitaceae.
AUGCCGGCCGCAAGGGAUAUCAAGCGUGCCCUGGCCCGCAUCAAUGCCGCAAUCCCGGCCCAAAAGAAGCUUGCCGCGGACCAUAGAAACAUCCGCUUGGGGCUAGAACGCAUAGAACGCAUAGUUCCCAAAUCGCAACCAUGGAAAGGAAUUCAUGUUGGCGGAACCAAUGGCAAGGGGUCCAUCUGUGCUCUGCUGGCUGCCAUGUUCAAGCAGGCUGGAAUUAGCCAUGGAACAUAUACAUCUCCUGCUAUUCCUGAGCGACAUCACGGUAUCACCAUCAAUGGCCUGUAUGUCAAUAAGAGAAUGUACGAAAUGGAACUGAAGCAUGUGCAGCAAGCAUAUAGCAAGCUCUCAACUAGAUGGACCUUUCAAACCGGAGAGGACCCCGGUGAAUUGACCCCCUUUGAAGUUGAAACAGCUACAGCUUUCCGUGUUUUUGACAAAAUGCAUGUCGAUUAUGGCAUCGUCGAAGUUGGAAUGGGUGGCGCUACUGAUGCCACCAAUGUUAUGCGACAAAAGGGUGUUACCGUCAUCUCCAAGAUUGGCCUGGAUCAUCAGGAGUAUCUGGGCAACACGGUGGAGGAAAUUGCCAAAGUUAAAGCUGGUAUUAUGCGUCCGGGAGUCCCUUGCGUAGUGGACUAUACUAAUGAAGUAUCUGUUCUGGAUAUUCUGCGAAAGCAUGCAGACGAAGUCGGCACACAAGUUACCUUGUCACGGAAGGCUGAGCUAGUUCUCUCCUCCAUUGAUACCGACCGAUUUCAGCUGGAACAGUAUGAGCGACAGAACCUUCUUUGUGCGUCGUUGGCGUUCAAGUCCCUCUUCCCAGAUCUUACUAUCGACGUCAACCGUCUACUUGCUACGAAGCCAUAUUUGCCAGGCAGAAAGGAGCUAGUUCACGUUACAGAUUUGACACACGGUGUCCGUGAAGAGCCUGUAUUUGUGGAUGGUGCUCACAAUAUGCUUGGGGUAACCAACCUGGCCAACUUUGUUGAUUCGAAGCUUCGCGAAGGAGACGCACCAGUCACUUGGAUUAUGGGACUCUCCGCUAGCAAGUCCAAACCGUUUGCUCAACUGUUGGAGACUCUGAUACGACCUCAAGAUAACUUUGCUUUUGUUGAGUACAUCCGCGGCCCAAACGACCCUGAGGCGGUACCCGCUGAGUUGGGCCGAGAUAUCGGUCGUGCUAUUGUAGCCAAGGACGAUCAGGUUUACGAAGGAGCCCCAAGUAUCACAUCUUCCAUGCAGUGGGCCAGCCAAAAGGCUGCUGGUGGACCCAUUAUCGUUACUGGAAGUUUAUAUCUUAUUCGCCAGUUUUACAGUCUGGAUGGUGUUGAGCGGCACCGCAAAAUGAAGACACACAGACCGGGGUUGUCACAACUUUGGUACUAUACAAGGCUAGCCCAGGAGCGAACCUUGACACCCGAAGAAGAGCGAGAAUUUAAGCAAGCUCGUCGCCACUGGCACCAGAACCCAUCGCGACAGGCCAAGCUCCGAGAAAUUGAAGACGACAAAGAUAGGACAUCUACCACGCCAAGCCAAGAUCUGAAGGCCUUGCAGGCCGAAGCGAGCUAUCACCGAAACCAGGCUGAGGGGUAUGCGAAAGGAAUUAACAGCAUGAAGAACGAUUUGAUGCAGCCCAACCGAGUGACCGGUACCGAAACGGGUAUCGAGGAGCUCCAGAAGCGUCGAAAGUAUCACGAAGCGCAAGCCCACGCUGCCAUGACCAAAGUCCGAGGACGUGCAGCAGACCCGAAUAAGAAGUAUAUGUCUUAUAAACAAAUCUUCGGUAUAACGCCCAAGAACAAGGCAUCGAAAAAGACUGUGGUGCGCAGCCCAAGCUUGGAGAAGACAACGUCCGCUCCCGCAUCUGAAUCGUCGAGCGGCGGACCAAAAGAUAAAUAA